CAGGUAAGGACCUUGUCAGGCAGUGGUCUGAUUCGGAAGAUUCUGAGGAGGAACUGCCUGACCCACAGUCCCCUGAUAUGGUCCGGCUGCAGGAUGCUGAGGAGGAAGCCCCACGGACACCGAUAUCUCCCUCUGACCACCUCUUCUCCCUUCAAGAUUUCUUACAUCAUUACAACUCAAGAGGGCUUCGGUCAAACUCUGAGGAAACCUGUGCUGACCUACAAUUUGGCAAAUGAUUUCCAACAUUUGCAAAUCGGAAAGCACAACCUGCAAAGCGUGGCCUAUACUGAGUGAAGCCAGAGAGAAUCUGAAUAAAAUGCAGCCAGAUAAAGCUGCCUGGGACUCACUCGCUCACUGGCAUGAAACUCCCAGACCAAACCAUGAACGGUAGAAAUGUACCAUCUCCCAGUGUAGUACAACAUUCGAACCAAAGACCAGGAAGCUGACAGCAGAAUCCUUCCCUUUCUGAUGCAUCCUGAAGAGGAGUCAGAUUGGAAAGCAGUUGGAAUGGGAUUCCACUUGCAUGCAUGGUAGAGCCUUCUAAGGCCAGGAUGCCCUCCAAAUUUCAGAGAAAUAUCUCCACUAGUUUAUAUACAGAACCUCAGCUUUUCGAUGACAGCAAACAGGGGACGGUGUCCAAAAAGAGCCUGAAGAAUUCCCAGCCUUUCCAUGUCUAAUCAAGGAGCAUAAAACAUUAGCCACAUGGUCUUCAUUUCCAUCUUGUUUCUUCAUGCUAAAAGGAAAACAUGCCAAAAAGAGAGAGAAAAGGGUGUAACACUUGUCCAUGCCCCCCAAAUAGAACCACAGCUGUCCAAUAAAUACGGUGGUCAUUUCCUGCAUACAAAUCAAUUUUCCCUGCAGUGGGGGAUGUGGUGAAUAAUGACGGGGUUGUUUAAGAAAGCAUGACUGAUUUGGGAUGAAGGAUCCUACCACUCUGACAUUUUCAUAGUAUAAUUUAUUGCACACAGCAUAUAAAGCUGUGGUAACCAGGUCUUGUUGCCAAGCUUAAUCGUGUGGAAUAGCCUGAAAAGACCACAUCACGGCAACAGCAGAUCUUUCCCUUGUAAAAGGCACUUGAACGCCUGAGACCUUGCUAUGUUGAAUAAUAUGGCACCCAAGGAUUUCCUCAAUUGGAGUCUCCCGGCUUUGCUUCUGUUUCUCCAUUUUUGCCUGUGCCAAGAAGAAUUCAUGGAGGUGAGCAGAAGAUCUAAUAAUCCAGUGGCCAAAGUAUUGCAAAGUCACCACCAGACUGGCCACAAAGGUUCCACCAGCAGCAGGGAAUUGUUGAGACAGCGGAGUCGACUUUUUGAGUGGACGGUUGAGGAUGAUGAUGAUGGUAAUAGCCCUUCUACUGAACCAAAUGCCUUGAAACCAGAGGUAGACGAUAUAGCACAGACUACCUCAAACAGAGUCCAGACUACACAGACUGGACCUCAGAGCCCACCAGAAUGUGGCUGUCGGGGGGAUUUUGGAUUUCGGAGUUAUCAAGGCCCACCAGGGCCUCCGGGGCCUGCUGGAAUCCCAGGAAACCAUGGAAACAAUGGAAAUAAUGGAGCUCCUGGUACUGAAGGAUUGAAAGGUGACAAAGGAGACAAGGGAGAUUUGGGACCAAGAGGAGAUCGGGGUCAGCAUGGACCAAAAGGAGAGAAGGGUUACCCGGGCAUUCCUCCAGAACUGCAGGUUGCAUUCAUGGCUUCAAUGGCAACACACUUCAGUAAUCAGAACAGUGGAAUAAUCUUCAGCAGUGUUGAAACCAAUGCUGGAAAUUUUUUUGAUGUCAUGACUGGCCGAUUUGGAGCUCCAGUGAACGGAGUGUAUUUCUUCACCUUCAAUAUGAUGAAGCACGAGGAUGUGGAGGAAGUAUAUGUUUACUUAAUGCACAAUGGCAAUACAGUGUUUAGCUUAUAUAGCUAUGAGUCGAAAGGAAAAACAGACUCAUCAAGCAACAGCGCAGUGCUUAAACUUCUCAAGGGAGAUGAAGUUUGGCUGCGGAUGGGAAACGGGGCACUGCAUGGAGAUCAUCAGCGCUUUUCCACUUUUGCAGGGUUUCUCCUUUUUGAGACCAAGUAGACCAAAAACAUUAAUUUCCAGGCAGAGAUUGCUAUUUCUGUUUCUCUGUUCUAUGGAGCAACAUGGUAACAACAGGAUGAAAUUGCAGGGCCUUUGGUAUCAAUGGAGUAUGCAAAGAAAGUUAGGCAUGAAUUGGUAUAUCCUCCUUUUUCUCAUUUUUAAUCACACUGCCUUGCUGUAGCCCUCAUGCUACUGGUACUUGAGCAGUUACUGAAAUUCUUUUCAAGAUAGUUUGGUAAGAUGAUUACAGCCUUUUGCCCUAAUUCAGAGAUCUCUAAGCAACAUUUCGCCCACAUGGAUGUGUGGCAUACACAGAAUGCCCUAAGCAUAUGGAUCCACUGGAUCUGCUUCCUUCUUUGAAAUGAUGAAUGGAAAAAUCAUUGUGUGUGGAGCUUCAUGUGUGGUUUGGAACUCCACAGCCAUAACAACAACAACAACAACAACUUCAGGUGUGCAUCCACAUCUAGUGUGCACGCAGUACUGCAUUCAUCAGCAUAGGAAUCUGCAUAUGGGAGCGGGUGGCUUCUGUGCACAAUUACCUAUUGCUGGAAUUGAGCAAAUGUCUCUAGGACCGGUGCUAAAGUUAGCAUUAGCAUCCAAUCUUUUAAAUGUUAAUUAGAGUAUUCUCUUUUGCUUGCUCAUCACUACAACGGCCAUUUGAAUAGGUCAGACAAUUUACAACAUGAUCUCUGAAUUUUGGAAUUAAUUGCUAGCCUGUGCAUAACACUUCAUUGUAGGACUAAUAAUAGGUUAGAUUUUCCCCUUCCAUACUAAUCAUGGGUAAAGUACUGAUUUUAAUUUUCUGCUUGGUUUACAACUAGGAGUAUUUCCAAACAGAAGAGUAAAAUGGAGGCGAUUCAGUGGACUUCUGUGAUUAAUUCUAUGUAGAGUUAGUGCCGGUUGUCUACAAUGCACCUAAUUUCCUCCCACAAUUCCCCAUCAACGCACUGUGAAUCUUUGAGUCAUUGUUCCCCUGAGGCUUCUCUCUCCUCUCAAUAUCUGGCCUCUCUCUCGCCUGUUCCUUGCCUGCUCUCCUUUCCGCUUCCAGCCCACUAUUUCUAUCAGUUCUACAGACAACCAAAAACAAAAUGAGUGGAAAUAUAAAAAUGUCAAGACAGUGAUUACAAUUCUUUUUUUUUUUAGUUAUUACCCUGUGCUGUCAUGCCACUCUUCUUCUAUGAAUUUGUUGUUGUUGUUGUUGUUGUUUUUAAAGCCUAUAGCUCCAUGGGUACAUGUUUGCAUACAUGCUCAUUAGAGCAGGGUUUCCUAACCUUGGCCCCCCAGAUGUUGUUGGACUACAACUUCCAGAAUCCCCAGACAUGGCCUUUGUGGCUGGGGAUUCUGGGAGUUGUAGUCCAACAACAUCUGGGGGCCCAAGGUUAAGAAACCCUACAUUAGAGAAUCCACAGUGUGGAGGAAUACAAUGUGUUUCUGUAAUGUUAUCUGGACAUUGGAUUGUAAUUAAUAAACAGUGGCUGCCAUGCUGCCCUCUUGCUACAGUA
Molecule: messenger RNA, 3572 nt
Organism: Hemicordylus capensis (graceful crag lizard)
Lineage: Eukaryota; Metazoa; Chordata; Lepidosauria; Squamata; Cordylidae
Gene: C1QTNF3
Product: C1q and TNF related 3
Exons: 11
Coding region: 1096-2070 (324 amino acids)
Molecular function (GO): protein binding
Source: RefSeq, a predicted model, not a curated record